This is a messenger RNA of Rubroshorea leprosula, 2624 nucleotides long. Lineage: Eukaryota; Viridiplantae; Streptophyta; Magnoliopsida; Malvales; Dipterocarpaceae. The record is from the annotation of a GenBank genome assembly.
AAGUAGAGACGCAUCCGACGAAUCUUGGUUGACAGCUGAGCGAUUUCAGGGUUAUUAUUGCUUAAGAAGGCUGGGUGAGGGAUGAUCCCAACCUCCUUUGCUCACCGGAGGCCCACACUCUAGCCAUCGCCAAACACAAGUCAUAUUCUUUGGCUGGCGAUCUGGUUCAUAGGCAGUUUCUCCUUUGACGUUUUUGGUGGAUCACUGCAGAAAUGGGGAAAACUCACCUUGUCACAGAUUGGUACUUUGUCUACCAUAACCAGUUCACUUGGUUGUAUAUUGCUGCUCUUAGACACUUGGGCACUAAUUGAUGCUACUGCAGAACGUUUGUUCAGUCCUAAUCAUUUUGAAUAUUUUUAAACUAUGGAGCUAUUUUAACUGAAUAAUGGAUUUCACUUGCUCUUUCAAGGAUAUAAUUAAUUGACGCAAGCUGCUUGUUCUCAGAGAUGUUAAUCAACAGAGGUUGUCAGGGUGAAGUUCCUCUUACUUUGAACCAACAAAGAAUGACUAUCACCUCGGAAACAAAUUCUUUAGAAAUCACUGACAUAAUCCUCCUCCAUUAGUGGAAUUCGAGCUGCUUUCAUUGUCGGGCAGUCUGUGCAGUCACCAUAGGAGAUGAUGCUGUGAUCUUAUUAGCUUUUAGUCAAUGCCGGAAGUGGACGCAUCCGAAGGAUGUGGGUUGCAAAAUUGCAAUUGCAUCGCCUGCGAGGGGCCUAGCGAUGACGGAUCUGGUCGGGAUGGCUGACGGUCCUUUGCGCUCUGGACGCCCACUCUCUUGACAUCGCCAACUAAAAUCUUUUUCUCGUCCUUGGGUGGUCUGAUCGACUGAUCUGGAUGAACGCAGGGUGAAGAUCCGACCCAACCUGUCGUCUAGUUGCUGGAUUUUGACGAGAUUAGGGUAGCGGCUGUCGGUACAUAUUCUUUUAAAAUUUUUUGUUUUUGUGCUUUCAUUUUUGGAUUUUAAAUUCUUGUAUUAUGUUGUGAUUGGGAGUUGUGCAGUCUCUGAUUACAUAACCAAAUCAAUUGGAUGGGGCGGGUCGGAUCCAUUAUCGUGUUAACAUGUGAUAAUUUCUUUGAAAAAAUUAUUUGUGCAUGUGAAGUUACCAAAAAUAUAGAAAAUACUAAUUACUUAGUGGGUGAAUGAGUGUUGGAUAAAUGGAUGAUUUUUGCUUUAUUACCUAACUGGAUGAUUGAAAUAAAAUGUUUGUUCCUAAUGAGAUCAGAAUAUCUGAAACAAAAUAUGUACAUAUUAGUUAUGGAAUGUUGGUGGGUAUGGAUCAUGUACUGAUGCAGCAAUCACUGGCAUAAAUGCCUCCUCCAUUGAUGUAACUCCAGGUGAUUCCUUAUGUAACUUGGUUUAAUUAGUUCACAAAUGUUGUAUAGGAGUUUUUCUGAUGGUCUAACGUUCUGAGUAGCUGUUGGCUAUACAUGCUUUCUAGAAAACAGUUUAAACAUAUAAAAGAUUUCUUUUCCUUGUUUCAUUUUGCAUUUCUUCCUACUUGUUUGUGGUUCAUUUCUUAUAAUGCUGCUUGCUCUUUGUCAACUAACGAAUAAUGGAAACUUUCUGAAGUUAUUCUGUUAUUUGAAUCCAGCUUGCUUUUAUUGUUGGGCAGUUAAUGUUUACAGUCACUAUUGGAGAUGAUGUAGUAAUCUCAGCAUUCAGCCUUCUAGUAAUCAAACCAAUUCUUGGUGCUAAGCUGAAACAUAAUCUGCCCUACUCAAGCAGAGCCAAUUCCAUCAAGUUCUGUUCACUAGCACUGAACGGUUAAAUAGGAGAUUUCCCUCCAUGAAAAUCGUCACUUAAGAUAUAUAAGAAAAACAAAGCAACAAGAUAAUUCUAUGCUUGUCAAAAUAUUCACAUGAGUGUAUGUUCUUAUCUAUGAAUUUUUCCUUGUGGGUGUACAUCCCACAUACCAGUGGACUAGCCAUGGUUCUUCCUAUUGUGCAGUGGAUUUAGAUAUCUUUCUUUCAUUACUCCAGGUUCUUUAGGGGUUCUUACCUAGCUUAGUAGCUCAGGUAUCAGAUUAGAUAUCUUCUUUCUUUACUCCAAAUACAUUAGGAGUGUCAUCAUUCUUUUACUCCAGGUACUCCAGGUAACUUUAGGAGCAUCUUACCUAGCCAUUAGCUUAGGUAUCAUACCAUACAUUCUAUGCAGCAUGUAAAAUGAUGCAUUCUCAUCUCAUGUAAUGCAUAUGCAUUUCAUACUAGUUUAAUGUUCAUUCCCUGUACAAGUAAGAUUAAAGAGCCAAACAGUGCAGACUUUCAACUAGAAAAUCAACUUGCAAUAAACUUCAGAAGGUGCAGACAAGAAGAAACAAUCAACAGAGGAAAUUCCUUUCUUUUAUUCAUACAAUAGCAUUGCAUGUCUAUAAAUGUGCAUUUUAAACCGUACUUGCUGUGUGAUGCAAAGGCAGCCAUCAAACUAUAAAUUUUAAUUCCAACUCUUAAGUCUGAGUUAAACAAUUACUAAAACCUACCUUCCUGCAGCCUUAAGUUAACAAAAACUCCUCCCAAAGCCGUCUUAAAAUUGCUGCUGCUUCUGGGUCGCAGAACCUCCUUCUUUCCCUGUUUUUCCUCCGUCUGGUACCAGCAAAUUUAGGAUUCAAGAAAAUAAAAUUGAGUUA